UUUUUUUCCCCUUUCUCUCUCUCUUGUGCGAUCGCAUCGCAAUUCCAAAACCCUAAUUUUCAUUCCCAAACCCUCAAUUUCACUUUCUUUUCAGGAUCCGAUCACCUUCUUCCUUCUGUGUAUACAUACCGGUACCGAUACUCACACUUCCCUCACUCUCUCUAAACCCUACCUCUGCUUCUUCGAUCAGUUCUCGAUUGAUUGAGAAUUGAUCGCGUUUGAUCAUCGUUACCCCUUCUGGCAAUGCUCUUUGUUUCACGAUGAAGCUCAAAAGACGGAGGGCUUUAGAAGUGCCUCCCAAAAUCAGAUCCUUCAUCAAUAGUGUCACUUCUGUGCCGCUUGAGAAUAUAGAGGAGCCCCUAAAAACUUUUGUAUGGGAGUUCGAUAAGGGAGAUUUCCAUCAUUGGGUUGAUCUUUUUAACCAUUUUGAUUCAUUUUUUGAGAAGCAUGUAAAAUCUAGGAAGGAUUUGCAAGUUGAGGAUAACUUCUUGGAAUCUGAUCCUCCUUUCCCAAGAGAAGCAGUUCUUCAGAUACUCCGUGUCAUAAGAAUAAUUUUGGAGAAUUGUACAAAUAAGCAUUUUUAUAGUUCAUAUGAGCAGCAUCUUUCAUCCUUGCUUGCUUCCACUGAUGCGGAUGUGGUUGAGGCUUGCCUGCAGACUUUGGCAGCUUUUUUGAAGAAAACUAUUGGGAAGUAUUCCAUUAGAGAUGCUUCUUUGAAUUCAAAGUUAUUUGCUCUUGCACAGGGUUGGGGGGGAAAGGAAGAGGGCCUUGGAUUAAUUGCAUGUGCUGUGCAAAAUGGGUGUGAUCCAGUAGCUCAUGAGUUGGGCUGCACCUUGCAUUUUGAGUUCUAUGCAGUGAAUGAGUCCUCAAAUGAAAUCUCUUCCACAGAGCAGUCAAUACAAGGUUUACAAAUCAUUCAUUUACCUAACAUCAACACUCGUCCAGAAAAUGAUCUGGAGCUUCUCAAUAAGUUAGUUGCAGAGUACAGAGUUCCCACCAGUUUAAGAUUUUCUCUUUUGUCAAGGUUGCGGUUUGCAAGGGCUUUUGGCUGUCUAGCUGCUCGACAGCAAUACACAUGCAUUCGCUUAUAUGCCUUCAUAGUUCUAGUUCAAGCAAGCAGUGAUGCUGAUGAUCUAGCUUCAUUUUUUAACUCUGAGCCUGAGUUUGUCAAUGAAUUAGUUACCCUGUUGAGUUAUGAAGAUGCAGUGCCUGAGAAAAUUCGGAUUCUCUGCCUGCUUUCAUUAGUUGCACUUUGUCAAGAUCGUUCUCGCCAGCCAUCUGUAUUGACUGCUGUGACAUCUGGUGGGCACUGCGGUAUCCUAUCUAGCCUCAUGCAGAAAACUAUUGAUUCUGUUCUUAGUAAUUCCUCAAAGUGGUCUGUUGUUUUUGCUGAGGCUUUGUUAUCACUUGUCACGGUUUUGGUUUCAUCUUCUUCGGGUUGCUCAGCAAUGCGAGAGGCUGGGUUUAUUCCUACUCUUUUACCUCUUCUUAAAGAUACAGAUCCUCAGCACUUGCAUUUGGUCAGCACAGCUGUGCAUAUUCUAGAAGCUUUCAUGGAUUACAGUAAUCCAGCUGCUGCAUUGUUCAGAGACUUGGGUGGUUUAGAUGAUACCAUCUCUCGCCUGAAGGUAGAGGUGUCCUAUGUAGAAAAUGGUUCUAAGCAACGUGGUGAGGAUUCUGAUUCUAGUGGGAGCAGUUCACAAAUUGUUGCAAGUACUUCCAGUGAGCUCGAUAACAUGCAGCCUCUAUAUUCUGAAGCAUUAGUUGCAUAUCACCGGCGACUACUGAUGAAAGUUCUGUUGCGUGCUAUAUCUCUUGGAACUUAUGCUCCUGGAAACACUGCCCGUAUUUAUGGCUCUGAGGAGAGUUUAUUGCCACAAUGCUUAUGCAUUAUUUUUAGAAGAGCAAAGGAUUUCGGUGGUGGGGUAUUUUCACUUGCAGCAACUGUCAUGAGUGAUUUGAUUCACAAAGAUCCUACCUGUUUUCCUGUCUUAGAGGCAGCUGGCCUGCCUUCUGCAUUCCUUGAUGCAAUAAUGGAUGGUGUUUUAUGCUCUGCAGAAGCCAUAAUAUGCAUACCUCAGUGCUUGGAUGCCUUGUGUCUAAACAAUAACGGUCUUCAGGCUGUGAAAGAUCGCAAUGCUUUGAGGUGCUUUGUGAAAAUCUUUACUUCCAGAACUUAUUCGCGUGUCCUUGCAGGUGAUACACCAGGAUCCCUGUCUAGUGGACUGGAUGAACUUAUGCGUCAUGCUUCUUCUCUGCGUGGUCCUGGAGUAGAUAUGGUGAUCGAGAUCUUGAAUGCCAUUAUAAAAAUUGGAUCUGGGGCUGAUCCUUCAUGUUUAUCCACCGAUGCUCUGUGUGAUAGUACUCCUGUUCCCAUGGAAACUGAUGUCGAAGAAAGGACCUUGGUUACGCCAGAUGAUAGGGAUUCUUCCAAAAUGGAUAGUUCAGAGCAGACAUCUGAGUCGUCUUCUGAUGCAUCCUUAGCAAAUAUUGAAUCGUUUCUUCCUGAUUGUGUAGGCAAUGUUGCUCGUCUUCUUGAGACAAUUCUUCAGAAUGCUGACACAUGUCGUAUAUUUGUUGAGAAGAAGGGGAUUGAUGCUGUCUUGCAGUUGUUCACCUUACCUUUAAUGCCUAUUUCAGCAUCAGUUGGUCAGAGUAUUCCAGUUGCUUUUAAGAACUUCUCACCUCAGCAUUCUGCUUCUCUGGCUCGGGCUGUUUGUUCGUAUUUGAGGGAACAUUUGAAAUUAACAAAUGAACUAUUAGUUUCAAUUGGAGGUGGUCAGCUUGCUGCAGUUGAAUCUGGAAAGCAAACUAAAGUUUUGAGACAUAUUUCCAGUCUAGAGGGUCUUCUCUCUCUUUCCAUUUUUUUGCUGAAGGGUACUAGUACUGUUGUUUCUGAAUUGAGCACUGCAGAUGCUGAUGUAUUGAAAGAUCUUGGGAAAGCAUAUAGGGAAAUAAUUUGGCAAAUUUCUUUGUGUAAUGAUACCAAGGCAGAUGAGAAGAAGAAUGCUGAUCAAGAGGGGGAGAAUGCAGAUGCAGCUCCAUCCAGUGCUGUUGGAAGGGAAAGCGAUCAUGAUGAAAAUAUUCCAGCAGUGAGAUACAUGAACGCCGUUUCCGUUAGCAAUGCUUCGCAGUCGCUGUGGGGUGGAGAAAGAGAGUUUCUUUCAGUUGUUCGUUCUGGUGAAGGUUUACAUCGUCGUAGUCGACAUCAUGGUUUGUCUCGCAUUCGGGGUGGAAGAACUAGUAGGCACCUGGAGGCAUUUAACAUUGAUUCUGAAGUUCAGCCUAAUUUACCUGAGACAUCUUCUUCACAUGAUUUGAAGAAGAAAAGUCCUGAUGUUCUUGUCAUGGAAAUUCUUAACAAGUUGGCUUCAACAUUGCGUGCUUUCUUUACAGCUCUUGUGAAGGGUUUCACCUCACCAAAUCGUCGUAGAGCUGAUUCAGGUUCAUUGAGUUCAGCUUCAAAGACCCUUGGAACUGCCCUGGCUAAAACAUUUCUGGAGGCCCUAAGCUUCUCUGACUAUUCUUCUUCUUCUUCUGGGCUUGAUAUGUCGCUGUCAGUGAAGUGUCGGUAUCUGGGGAAGGUUGUGGAUGACAUGGCAGCACUCACAUUUGACAACAGGCGACGUACUUGUUACACAGCAAUGGUUAAUAAUUUUUAUGUCCAUGGAACCUUCAAAGAGCUACUCACUACAUUUGAAGCUACUAGUCAUUUGCUAUGGACGCUACCAUACUCUAUUCCAACAUCAGGUAUUGAUCCUGAGAAAGUAGGUGAGGGAAGCAAAUUGACUCACAGUGCAUGGCUGCUUGAUACAUUGCAAAGCUAUUGCCGUGUGCUGGAGUAUUUUGUUAAUUCAGCUUUUCUUUUGUCUCCAACCUCUGCUUCCCAGGCUCAGCUGCUUGUUCAGCCACCAGUUGCUGUUGGUUUGUCUAUUGGGCUCUUCCCUGUUCCUAGGGACCCAGAAGCCUUUGUUCGUAUGCUUCAAUCUCAGGUUUUGGAUGUGAUACUGCCUAUCUGGAAUCACCCUAUGUUUCCAAACUGUAGUCCAGGUUUCAUUGCCUUGGUUAUUUCACUUGUUACCCAUGUAUACUCUGGUGUAGGAGAUGUGAAGCGAAAUCGUAGUGGUAUUGCAGUGAGUACAAACCAGCGUCUCAUGCCUCCACCACCUGAUGAAAAUACUAUUGCCAUUAUUGUUGAUAUGGGCUUUUCAAGGGCAAGAGUGGAGGAAGCACUGAGACGAGUGGAAACAAAUAGUGUUGAAAUGGCCACAGAGUGGUUGUUGAGUCAUUCUGAGGAUCCUGUGCAAGAAGAUGAUGAACUGGCUCGAGCACUUGCUCUGUCUCUGGGAAGUUCGUCAGAUACAGCAAAGGUUGACAGUACUGACAAGUCAAUGGAUGUUCUAACUGAAGAGGGUCAAGUGAAGGCACCCCCCAUUAAUGAUAUCCUUGCUUCAUCUGUCAAAUUGCUUCAGAGUAGUGAUACAAUGGCAUUCCCAUUGACGGAUUUGCUUGUGACACUUUGCAACCGAAACAAAGGAGAAGAUCGUCCACAAGUUGUAUCUCAUCUUGUUCAGCACCUUAAAGAAUGUCCGUUGGAUUUUUCAAAGGAUACCAGUGCAUUGUGUACAAUAUCACAUAUUAUAGCAUUGCUUCUUUUUGAGGAUGGAAGUACUAGAGAAAUUGCUGCACAGAAUGGUAUUGUACCUACUGCGGUGGAUAUCCUUGUGAGUUUUAAGGCUAGAAAUGAGUCAGAGAAUGAAAUUGUGGUCCCUAAAUGCAUAAGUGCUUUAUUACUUAUUUUAGAUAACCUGUUGCAGUCUCGGCCUGGAAUUGUCUCUGAAUCCACAGAAGGAACCCAGGUAGGACCUCUGCCUGACCCAUCUGGAGAGCUGUCAGCUCCAGCAGCAGUUACAGAGAAAAAAUCAGAUUCAGAUGUCAAUGAUAAAAAAUCUAUCUUACCAUUUGAGAAAAUAUUGGGGAAAUCUCCAGGUUACUUGACGAUGGAAGAGAGUCAUAAGGUGCUGCUUGUAGCUUGUGACUUAAUAAAACAACAUGUUCCAGCCAUGAUCAUGCAGGCUGUUCUGCAGUUAUGUGCUCGUUUGACGAAAACGCAUGUCCUAGCUUUGCAAUUUCUUGAAAAUGGUGGCUUGGCUGCUCUGUUUAGUCUUCCAAGAAGUUGUUUUUUCCCUGGAUACGACACUGUUGCAUCUGCUAUCAUUAGACAUCUCCUUGAAGACCCUCAGACACUGCAAACAGCCAUGGAAUUGGAGAUACGACAACAUUUGAGUCUAAACAGGCAUUCUGGACGUAGUCUCCCGCGAACAUUCUUGACAUCAAUGGCACCUGUUAUUUCAAGAGAUCCUGUCAUAUUUAUGAAAGCUGCAGCAGCAAUUUGUCAGCUGGAGUCAUCGGGAGGGAGGACCUUUGUGGUUUUGUCAAAGGAAAAAGAAAAGGACAAGGAGAAAGACAAAUCGAAAUCAACAGGUGGUGAACUUGGACUAUCUUCUAUAGAAUCUGUUCGGAUUUCUGAAAAUAAGAGUCAUGAUGGAUUAAGUAGAUGUUCCAAAGGCCACAAAAGAAUUCCUGCCAAUCUUACUCAAGUAAUUGAUCAGCUACUUGAAAUAGUAUUGAAAUACCCUUUGCCUAAAAGCCAGGAAGAUGGUAUGAGUGAGUUGACUUCUAUGGAGGUAGAUGAACCAGCUACAAAGGUAAAGGGUAAGUCGAAGGUUGAUGAGACAAGGAAAACAAAGUCUGAUUCAGAAAGAUCUGCUUGCCUUGCUAAAGUGACUUUUGUACUCAAAUUAUUGAGUGAUAUUCUUCUUAUGUAUGUACAUGCUGUUGGGGUUAUACUGAGAAGGGAUUUGGAGAUGUGUCAACUCCGAGGGCCUAACCAUCUAGAUGGUUCUGGACAAGGUGGAAUUCUUCAUCAUGUUUUACAUUGGUUACUUCCACUGUCUAUUGAUAAAUCAGCCGGGCCUGAUGAAUGGAGAGAAAAGUUGUCUGAAAAAGCUUCAUGGUUUCUGGUGGUACUUUGUGGUCGUUCCAGUGAAGGGCGUAAACGAGUAAUUAAUGAACUUGUAAAAGCCUUAUCUUCAUUAUCAAACCUGGAGAGUAAUUCAACUAAGAGCAGUUUGUUGCCUGAUAAAAAGGUUUUUGCUUUUGUUGAUUUGGCCUAUUCUAUUUUGUCAAAAAAUUCAUCAUCCAGCAACUUACCUGGUCCUGGGUGCUCCCCGGACAUUGCAAAAAGCAUGAUUGAUGGUGGAAUGGUUCAAUGCUUAACCAGCAUUCUUCAAGUAAUUGAUUUAGACUAUCCUGAUGCUGCCAAAACUGUGAAUCUUAUACUGAAGGCUCUUGAAAGCCUAACAAGGGCUGCUAAUGCAAGUGAGCAGGUAUUUAAAUCUGAAGGGGGCAGCAAGAAAAAAUCUGUAGGGUCAAAUGGGAGACAUGAUGAUCAGGUUACUGCUGCUGCUGAGACUAUAGAGCCUAAUCAAAAUAGGAGCAAUCAACAUGAAGUUACUGAUGCUGAAGACACUGAACAACAGCCCCAAGGAAUUUCUCGAAGUGAAGGAAACAAUGAAGUGAAUGCAAACCAGUCUGCUGAGCAAGAUAUGGGAAUAGAAGUGGAAGAUGCAACAACUGCCAAUCCACCUAUGGAGCUUCCUAUGGAUUUCAUGCGUGAAGAAAUUGAUGAACGUGGUGUGUUAAACAACACUGACCAAAUUGAAAUGACGUUUCAUGUUGAGAAUAGGGCAGAUGAUGAUAUGGGUGAUGAGGAUGAUGACAUGGGAGAUGAUGCAGAUGAUGACGAGGAUGAUGAUGAGGGGGAUGAUGAGGAUGAGGAUAUAGCAGAAGAUGGUGCUGGCAUGAUGUCUCUAGCUGAUACUGAUGUGGAUGACCAUGAUGAUACUGGCUUGGGAGAUGAAUACAAUGAUGAGAUGAUGGAUGAAGAAGAUGAUGAUUUUCAUGAGGACCGUGUCAUAGAGGUUCGGUGGAGGGAGGCCCUUGAUGGUUUGGAUCAUUUGCAGGUGCUUGGGCAACCUGGAGGUGCAAGUGGUCUUAUUGAUGUGGCCGCUGAACCAUUCGAAGGGGUGAAUGUGGAUGACCUUUUUGGUCUUCGCAGCAGACCUUUAGGUUUUGAGCGCCGGCGUCAAACUGGUAGGUCUUCUUUUGAGCGAUCUGUCACAGAAGUAAGUGGGUUUCAACAUCCUCUCCUCUCAAGGCCAUCCCAUUCAGGUGACCUGGUCUCAAUGUGGUCAUCGGGUGGGAACUCAUCCCGGGAUUUAGAAGCUCUGUCAUCUGGGAGUUUUGAUGUUGCUCACUUCUACAUGUUUGAUGCCCCUGUUUUUCCGUAUGAUCAUGUGCCAAGUAGUCUUUUUGGUGAUCGUUUGGGUGGUGUAGCACCCCCACCUUUGACUGAUUAUUCUGUAGGUAUGGAUUCAUUGCAGUUAUCUGGGCGAAGAGGGCUGGGUGAUGGUCGAUGGACUGAUGAUGGUCAACCGCAGGCAGGACCCCAGGCUUCUGCGAUUGCGCAGGCUGUAGAAGAGCACUUUGUAUCUCAGUUGCGUAGUAUAUCUCCAGCAAGCAAUCUGGCUGAAAGGCAGUCCCAGAAUUCAGGAGUGCAGGAGAGGCAAUUAUCAGAUGCACCUGCAUCUGUUGAUGGUCUAGCGGUGGUAGAGGGUGAAAAUGUUGCUAGUCCUCAGAAUGAAGGUCCACAUCAAGAAAAUAGGAAUGAAAUAGUUGAUCACCAAUCUGAUCCAACAGUUGGUAGUGUUCCUACUGGGGAGCAGAACAAUUCUGGGAUUGUUGUCGAAGAUGAGCCUAUGGUUAUUCAACCACUUUCUUUGAACUCUAAUGGACAGGAUAUUAUGGAAAUUGGGGAUGGUAAUGGUACUUUUGCUGAGCAAGUAGAGGCAAUUCCAGAGUUUGUCAACUCAGCUGCAGACUGCCCUGCUGAUCUGCAGCAUGAAGGUGCAUCUUUAAUGUCUUCAAAUGUGCCUGAUGUGUCAGUUCAGACCAGUGGCAUUGAUGGAUCAGGAUCGACAAGAGUGGAUGAUCAGGCCACUAAUCAUGUGGUGAUGGAUUCUGGUAUGGAGAUGCCCAAUCUUGGUGAUGUGCAAGCUUCUUCGGUUCAUGCAAAUAUUGAUGUUGAUAUGAGUGGCGUUGAUGUUGAAGGAAAUCAGGCUGAAGAAUCCAUGCCUGCUUCUGAACAAGGUGUAGAUAUGUCAUCAUCUGGGCAAAACACUGUGGUUUCUCAAGACACUGUUCAGACUGACCAAACUACUGCCAAUAAUGAGGCUCCUGGUGCUAGUGCUAUUGAUCCAACCUUCUUGGAGGCACUACCUGAAGACUUAAGGGCAGAAGUGCUAGCUUCUCAACAAGCUCAGUCCGUUCAACCUCCGACUUAUACUCCUCCUUCAGCAGAUGACAUAGAUCCGGAGUUUCUGGCUGCCCUUCCUCCUGAUAUCCAAGCAGAAGUUUUGGCGCAACAAAGAGCACAGAGGUUUGCACAACAGGGAGAAGGGCAACCAGUUGACAUGGAUAAUGCUUCAAUAAUUGCUACUUUUCCUGCUGAUUUGCGUGAAGAGGUACUUUUGACUUCUUCAGAAGCAGUUUUAUCUGCUUUACCUUCUCCAUUACUUGCUGAAGCUCAAAUGUUAAGAGACCGAGCAAUGAGUCAUUAUCAGGCUCGCAGUCUUUUUGGAGGAAGCCACAGGUUAAAUGGUCGAAGGAAUGGUCUGGGUUUUGAUAGGCAGACAGUGAUGGAUAGGGGUGUUGGAGUUACAAUAGGCCGAAGAGCAGCUUCUGCUAUUGCAGAUAGCUUGAAAGUGAAGGAAAUUGAAGGAGAGCCUCUGUUGGAUGCAGAUGCAUUGAAAGCUUUGAUCCGGCUUCUACGGUUAGCGCAGCCCCUUGGGAAAGGCCUUCUGCAGAGAUUGCUGUUAAAUCUGUGUGCACAUAGUAUUACUAGGGCAGCUUUAGUUCGUCUUUUACUCGAUAUGAUUAAACCUGAGGCUGAAGGUUCAGCUAAUGGAUUGGCAACAAUUAAUUCACAGAGGCUCUAUGGCUGUCAGUCAAAUGUUGUUUAUGGCCGUUCACAGUUGUUGGAUGGUCUUCCUCCCCUGGUGUUGCGUCGAAUUCUUGAGAUUAUGACUUAUCUGGCCACAAACCAUUCUGCUGUUGCAAGUAUGUUGUUCUACCUUGAUCCCUCAAUUGUUCCAGAGCUUGCAACUCCAAAAUACUCUGAAACUAAGGACAAAGGCAAAGAGAAAAUUCUGGAUGGAGAUGCUUCAUCAGAACCUCCAGGUGACUUACAGGAUGGGCAUGUUCCUUUAAUACUCUUCCUGAAACUCUUGAACCGACCUCUAUUUUUGCGCAGCACUGCACAUCUUGAGCAGGUCAUGGGUUUGCUUCAGGUAAUUGUUUAUGCCGCAGCCUCAAAAUUUGAAUGUCGGUCACAAUCUGAAUCAGCAACUGAAAAUUCCCAAAAGCCGCUGAUUGAUGAAGCUUCUGGUGAUGCUCCAAAAGAUCCUCCUUCAGCUGAACCAGCAUCAAGCCAAGAGGAUAAAAAUGCCAGUGACAAGUCAUCUACUUCAGAUGGAAAGAGGAGCAUGGAUAACUGUGAUAUUUUCUUGCAUCUGCCACAAUGUGAUUUGCGCAAUCUAUGCAGCCUUCUUGGUCGUGAAGGGUUGUCAGAUAAAGUUUAUAUGUUAGCUGGUGAGGUUCUGAAGAAGUUGGCCUCUGUUGCUGCACCCCAUCGAAAGUUCUUUACUUCAGAGCUUUCGGAACUGGCGCAUGGUUUGAGUAGUUCAGCUGUCAAUGAACUUGUGACACUGAGUGAUACACAAAUGUUGGGUCUGAGUGCUGGUUCCAUGGCUGGGGCCGCAAUUUUACGUGUGCUACAGGCACUCAGCUCACUCUUGUCAACCACUGGUGGUGAAAGUUCAGGUCAGGAGAAUGAUGGGGAACAGGAGGAGCAAACUACAAUGUGGAAUCUAAAUGUUGCACUUGAGCCAUUAUGGCAAGAAUUAAGUAAUUGUAUUGGUAUGACAGAGACACAGCUGGGUCAGAACUCCUUCUGUCCAAGUAUGUCUAAUAUAAUUGUCGGGGAGCAGGUACAAGGGACUGCCGGUACGUCACCUCUUCCACCAGGAACACAGAGACUCCUUCCAUUUAUUGAGGCUUUCUUUGUUUUGUGUGAAAAGCUACAAGCAAACCUUGCCAUGAUCCAGCAAGAUCAUGCAAAUGUAACUGCUACAGAAGUCAAAGAGUCUGCCGGGAGCUCAACUUCCUUAACCAUGAAAUGCAAUGAUGAUUCUCAGAGAAAGCUUGAGGGUGCUGUCACAUUCGCUAGGUUUGCUGAAAAGCAUCGCCGGCUUCUUAAUGCUUUUAUCAGACAGAAUCCCAGUUUGUUGGAGAAAUCACUUUCUAUGAUGCUGAAGGCACCUAGACUGAUCGAUUUUGAUAACAAGAGAGCAUAUUUCCGUUCAAGGAUAAGGCAACAGCAUGAACAACACCUCUCAGGCCCACUGCGAAUCAGUGUUCGGCGGGCAUAUGUUUUAGAGGAUUCUUACAAUCAGCUGCGGAUGCGGUCCACACAAGAUUUGAAGGGAAGGUUGAAUGUGCAUUUCCAAGGUGAAGAGGGCAUUGAUGCUGGGGGUCUGACUAGGGAAUGGUAUCAAUUACUGUCAAGGGUCAUAUUUGAUAAAGGAGCAUUACUUUUCACUACUGUUGGAAAUAAUGCAUCUUUCCAGCCAAACCCCAAUUCUGUCUACCAGACUGAGCAUCUUUCCUACUUCAAAUUUGUGGGCCGUGUGGUUGCCAAAGCUCUCUUUGAUGGUCAGCUUUUGGAUGUUCAUUUCACCCGCUCCUUCUACAAGCACAUCCUUGGUGUCAAAGUGACUUACCAUGACAUAGAGGCUGUUGACCCUGAUUAUUAUAAGAACUUAAAGUGGAUGUUGGAGAACGAUGUAAGUGACAUUCCUGACCUGACAUUUAGCAUGGAUCCGGAUGAAGAAAAGCACAUUCUUUACGAGAAAACUGAGGUUACUGAUUAUGAGCUUAAACCUGGAGGAAGAAAUAUAAGGGUUACAGAAGAAACAAAGCAUGAGUAUGUGGACCUUGUUGCUGAUCAUAUCUUGACCAAUGCUAUCCGUCCACAAAUCAAUUCGUUCCUGGAAGGUUUCAGUGAAUUGGUUCCCCGAGAACUUAUUUCAAUUUUCAAUGAUAAAGAGCUAGAGCUACUAAUUAGUGGACUUCCUGAAAUUGAUUUGGAUGAUCUAAGGGCCAAUACAGAGUACACUGGCUAUACAGCGGCAUCUAAUGUUGUUCAGUGGUUUUGGGAAGUUGCUAAAGCUUUCAAUAAGGAAGACAUGGCUAGACUGCUCCAGUUUGUCACUGGAACAUCAAAGGUUCCAUUGGAGGGUUUUAGGGCAUUGCAAGGUAUCUCAGGUCCCCAGAAGUUUCAAAUUCACAAGGCAUAUGGAGCUCCCGAGCGUCUGCCCUCAGCUCAUACAUGCUUCAAUCAGCUAGAUCUUCCCGAGUAUUCAUCCAAGGAUCAUCUUCAAGAACGUUUGUUGCUUGCUAUACAUGAAGCCAGCGAGGGUUUUGGCUUUGGUUGAUAAAUUAUUUUCUGAUAGCGUAGCUCAGCAAGCCAUCAAUCCAACUUGGAUUCUCGAUGUACAUGUCAAGUGUUACUGAUUCGGGUGGAUAGAACAAGUUAAUCAAUAACUGGAGGAAAGGCCAAAUUAAAAUUACAGCAUGAAAAUCGGAUUAUAGACGGGAUUUCUGGCAAGCAUCAUCUCAAAGAUUGAUAGAUAGAGUUGGCGAAGACGAUGAUUUUGAAGGAAGGGAAGCUCAGGUCUUUUAUUAAACAGCACUGAGCUGGAAAAUGGGUUUUUUUUUUUUGUUUUGGCAAAUAGAUGAUUCUGAGGAGGGUAUAUAAUGUUGUUAUUAAUGGGUAUCAAUGUUCAUAGUAGGUUUUCGAUUUUGAGUCUUGUUCUUAGCCUUGUUUUAUGAGGCAUUUUAUAUGAAUAAAGUAGAACAGAUUUGAUUAUAUCCAUUUUGAAUUAUAUUUUUAAUAUCAUACAUUUUCAGUUUUAGCAAUUCAAA
Molecule: messenger RNA, 12105 nt
Organism: Pistacia vera
Lineage: Eukaryota; Viridiplantae; Streptophyta; Magnoliopsida; Sapindales; Anacardiaceae
Product: E3 ubiquitin-protein ligase UPL1
Exons: 16
Coding region: 261-11615 (3784 amino acids)
Biological process (GO): positive regulation of protein catabolic process; protein polyubiquitination; proteasome-mediated ubiquitin-dependent protein catabolic process
Molecular function (GO): protein binding; ubiquitin-protein transferase activity
Source: RefSeq, a predicted model, not a curated record